Messenger RNA from Oppiella nova, 3485 nucleotides. Lineage: Eukaryota; Metazoa; Arthropoda; Arachnida; Sarcoptiformes; Oppiidae. The record is from the annotation of a GenBank genome assembly.
UAUUUAUUCAGGUGUUGGCAAUGAAUGAGUAUUUGGUUUAUAUUACGGUCGCGUUAGUCGCGAUCACCGGUAGUUUGGGUGCCAUAACCCCCGACUGCAAGAACUACAAGCAGUCGGGACACGACUCGUUCGCGUGUGUCUGUACUGAGGGUCAGCCCUGCGAUAAGAUCGAGGGUCCGAUCAAAACAGCUGCCGGUGUGGUCACCAAUUGGGAGUCCAGUCGAGACGGCGCACGACUUCGCAAACAGGCCUUACAUUUCGGGCAACAAGUAGGCUCUGAGGCCGCGGCCGCACAGUUGAGUAUUAAAGUGGACAGGGAUGUGAAACACCAGGAGAUUUUUGGUUUCGGGGGUGCGUUCACUGACUCGACCGGAAUUAAUAUCAACAAAAUGGGGGACAAAUUGGGCGCUCAGAUACUCAACGACUACUUCAGCAAAGAUGGCAUUGAGUACAAUGUCGGACGCAUUCCCAUCGGGGGUUCAGACUUCUCUCCCCGAGCCUACUCUCUGGACGACCAGACAGAGGACAGACAGCUUCAGAAGUGGAAUCUCACCAAUGAGGACCUCGAUUAUAAAAUCCCGACCAUAUUAAAAGCCAAAGCAUUGGCCACACAUGAGAUCCGACUGUUUGGCAGUCCCUGGUCUGCACCCAAAUGGAUGAAAACCAACAACGAAUUAAUACAUGGGGGUAGCCUUAAGGGCGCCGUUGGCUCCGAGUACUGGCAAAUAUGGGCCAACUAUUUCGUACACUACCUGAACUCCUAUAAAGCCCACAAUAUCACCCAUUGGGGGAUAACCAUCCAAAACGAGCCCCGGGCUAACCAACCAUUCAAUUCAAUGCUGUAUACUCCGGAACAAAUGCGAGACUUUUUAGCCAAAACCUUAGGACCGGUGCUGGAGAGCAGCGGUUGGGGACCCGAUAAACUAAAAGUCAUGGUUUUGGACCAUAACUUAGAUCUCGUGGAGGAAUGGGUUCGCGUUAUAUUCGCCGACAAGACGGCCGCCAAAUACGCGGCCGGGACUGCCAUUCAUUGGUACUCUAAUUCACCCCAUACUAACCUCGAUGGACCCCACAAUAGUCACCCUGAUAAGUUCAUCCUAGCAACUGAGGCCUGUAUGGGGCCCAAAGUAAGACUCGGCUUAUGGCAGUUGGCCGAGCGAUACGCUUAUGACAUACUGGGAGUCAUUGGGUGGACCGACUGGAACAUGGUUCUGGACACCCAGGGAGGGCCCACUUGGGUCGGCAAUUGGGUCGAUGCUCCGGUAAUUGUGAACCCCGAGGCACACGAGUACUACCGUCAGCCCUCCUUUUACGCUAUGGCCCACUUCAGCAAAUUCUUACCUCCCGGUUCCGUACGGGUUGACUCACCUGUCGUUACUCAACACAAUACAAAGGCAACUGUCGGUGCCUUCCGUACCCCUCAUGACUCGACGGUUGUGAUUGUCGUUAAUAAUGAUGAGACAGACAUUGACUUUACUGUAGAGGACAUGUUUGUUAUGAAUAAGUGUUUGGUUUAUAUUACGGUCGCGUUUCUCGCGAUCACCGGUAGUUUGGGUGCCAUAACCCCCGACUGCAAGAACUACAAGCAGUCGGGAUACGACUCUUUCGUAUGUGUCUGUACUGAGGGUCAGCCCUGCGAUAAGAUCGAGGGUCCGGUCAAAACAGCUGCCGGUGUGGUCACCAAAUGGGAGUCCAGUCGAGACGGCGCACGACUUCGCAAACAGGCCUUACAUUUCGGACAACAGUUGAACUCUGAAGCCGCGGCCGCACAAUUGCACAUCAAAGUGGACAGGGAUGUGAAAUAUCAGGAGAUCUUUGGUUUCGGGGGUGCGUUCACUGACUCGACCGGAAUUAAUAUCAACAAAAUGGGGGACAAAUUGGGCGCUCAGAUACUCGACGACUACUUCAGCAAAGAUGGCAUUGAGUACAAUGUCGGACGCAUUCCCAUCGGUGGCUGCGAUUUUUCUACCCGUGCCUACUCUCUGGACGACCAGACAGAGGACAGACAGCUUCAGAAGUGGAAUCUCACCAAUGAGGAUCUCGAUUAUAAAAUCCCAACCAUAUUAAAAGCCAAGGCAUUGGCCACUCAUGAGAUCCGGCUGUUUGGGAGUCCCUGGUCUGCACCCAAAUGGAUGAAAACUAACAACGAUUUAGCACAUGGAGGCAGUAUUAAAGGCCCCGUCGGCUCAGAGUACUGGCAAAUAUGGGCCAACUAUUUCAUACACUAUCUAAACGCAUAUAAGGCCCAUAACAUCACCCACUGGGGGAUAACCAUCCAAAACGAGCCCCGGGCUAACCAACCAUUCAAUUCAAUGCUGUAUACCCCGGAACAAAUGCGAGACUUUUUGGCCAACACGUUAGGACCGGUACUUGAGAGCAAUGGUUGGGGAACAGACAGACUGAAAGUGAUGGUAUGGGACCAUAACUUAGAUGAGGUCCAGGAAUGGGUUCGCGUUAUAUUCGCCGACAAGACGGCCGCCAAAUACGCGGCCGGGACUGCCAUCCAUUGGUACACACAUUCACCGCAUACUAAUCUCGACGAACCACAUAAAUUACACCCUGAUAAGUUCAUUCUGUCUACUGAGGCCUGUAUGGGACCUGGAGUUAGACUCGGGGCGUGGGAAUUGGCUCAGGCUUAUGGUUACGAUAUACUUGGAACUCUGAACCACCACACUGUGGGGUGGACCGACUGGAAUAUGGUUUUGGACACAUCAGGAGGCCCCUCCUGGAUCCCGGGUAAUCGGUUCGACUCUCCCAUAAUCGCUAACCUGGACGCCCACGAGUACUACCGUCAGCCUUCCUUCUACGCUAUGGCACACUUCGCCAAAUUCUUACGUCCCGGUGCCGUACGGGUUGACUCACCCAUUGUUAUACGAAACAAUACAGAGGCAACUGUCGGUGCCUUCCGUACCCCUCAGAACUCGACGGUUGUUAUUGUCGUUAAUAAUGAUGAGACAGACAUUGACUUUACUGUAGAGGACAGGUUGGCUACAGGCGCUGACUACGAAGUCAUUGAUGCCAUCAUUGGACACCCAUUUCAGACGACACAAGAAUUAAUGCAAUUCCGAGCGCUGUAUCCGGAAUACAGCAAAGUCUAUGUGACUCACUAUACCGGUGCCGUCAAACGGCUAAACCAAGCCCUCAAGCAAAAGGCCGGUGCCGUCUGUUUGGUUGUGUCUAUGGGCGGGAAACGACAUUCAGUCGAUGCGGUGGACGUACACUCCCGGGUGUUUGUCAUCGAAGGGGAGGCGCGGCAUCGAAAUUGUUUUUAUUUGGAUCCGACGGCUGAAGUGAGAGAUCCUAAUCCACUGCUUAUGAAGAUUAAGAGUAAAGUGGCUAAAAAUACUACUCUUUUGUGUGGAAACGCAUAUUUAAGGGCCGGGAGGCAGUCUAUCCGGUGGUGUCUCGACUUUAUUUCAUAUGUUUUAAGCGAUAAGGAUUGGCAUAAUCUGUAUGAUUGGCGCCCAUUGAGAGCCAAAAAUUGA